This is a messenger RNA of Callorhinchus milii (elephant shark), 430 nucleotides long. Its product is annotated as zinc finger protein 592-like. Bases 14 to 430 code for a protein of 138 amino acids. The record is from RefSeq and is a predicted model, not a curated record. Lineage: Eukaryota; Metazoa; Chordata; Chondrichthyes; Chimaeriformes; Callorhinchidae. The transcript has 3 exons.
CUUCAAGUGCUCUAUGUGUGAAACCGUCUUCAACCAGCGAGCGAUGCUACACAAGCACUUCGACCAGCACAAAAACAAGCUGAUUGUGUGUGUGUACAAGUGUCCUGUAUGCCAAUCCCUGUACUUGCACAAACAGCUGAUGAUGGAGCACUUCAAGGACGUCCACGGUGUUGGGCAGAACAUGGAAGAUUUGCCAAACUUCUGGCUUCCGUCCAGGGAGGCUUCCAGCAGUCGAGUCCCCAAACCAUCCUCCACCUACAGCACCUCCAACGGUGUCGCCUCCAACACCCCGAGCACCAGCCUCUGCAGCUCUGAGCCCAGAGUGAGGGGCAAGAAUCCCGGCUGGACAUGUGGAGAGUGCUUACAGUGGCUUCCGGAUCGAGAACUCUACGUCUCUCACAUGAAGAGAACCCAUGGCAAGGUGUUGUGA